Messenger RNA from Aspergillus chevalieri, 3294 nucleotides. RefSeq names its product LipA and NB-ARC domain protein. The record is from RefSeq and is a predicted model, not a curated record. Gene Ontology annotation, molecular function: protein binding; ADP binding; hydrolase activity, acting on ester bonds. The transcript is spliced from 9 exons. The coding region runs from base 1 to 3294 and encodes 1097 amino acids. NCBI's taxonomy places the organism in Eukaryota, Fungi, Ascomycota, Eurotiomycetes, Eurotiales, Aspergillaceae.
AUGCCCGCAGAUUACCAGAAAGUAGGAUCUUCGAAUCGCAAAAUGACUGGUGAAGACAGGCAAGGACUUACUGUCCUCCACGAUCCUACGAUUCAUACCUCCGUUGGAGAGAAAGGAGUUCCUUUGGGUAAGGCGGUAUUCGAUCUGAUUGCUAUACAUGGCUUGAAUGGCGAUGCAUAUGACACAUGGACCCACAAAGACACCAAAGUCAUGUGGUUGAAAGACUUACUGCCCGAGGCAAUACCCAAUAUCCGGAUAAUGACUUUUGGAUACAAUGCUCGCUUCAAAAAUUUCACCGCUCAGCAAGACUUACGCAGCAUAUCCUGCAAAUUACUUGCCGAAUUGGUUGACUUGAGGACAACACACGAAGAGGAAACCCGCCCAAUUGUUUUCAUUUGUCACAGCCUAGGUGGGAUAGUCGCAAAAAAGGCAAUGCUGGUAGGAUGUUCUGAAGAGCAAGAACAAGUACAACGAUCAGUACAUGGGAUCUUGUUUCUUGGUACCCCUCACAACGGAAGCAGCCUUGCGGGCAUGGGGAAACUGUUGGCGAACAUUGUCUCUGCAUGCUCUCCAAUUAGACCGCCGCGUGUUCUCUUAGGGAGUCUCCAGAAGGACUCUGAAGUGCUCCUGGAAAUCACCGAAGACUUUAUUAAAAGACGAAAUAAAGUGCGCCUUGUAUCAUUCUAUGAGCUGGAGUUUACGCCUAUCGGCCCCUUUAUGAAGAAGCUGGUUGUCGAAAAAAGAUCUGCAGUACUCCACGUUUCUCAAGAAAUCACCAUCCCCCAGUACUCCGACCACCGCAAUAUUGUCAGAUUCAAGUCUCUUCAAGACCGCACUUUCCGUCCUGUACUGUGCAGACUCAAAGACCUCUUGGGCGAACUGGACCAUGAAUCCACCCGGCGGGCAGAAUCUAGUCCAAGGACAGAAGCUGCGAUACCAUAUGACGUUCCAAUUUUGCCAUGCUCGUCGUUUCGUGGUAGGGAUAACGUCUUGGGAAGCAUGAAGGCAUACUUCGCCGAGGACCAGGGCAAAGAUCGAAGGAGAAGAAGCUUUGCAUUGUGUGGCUUGGGCGGAUCCGGAAAAACACAGACGACUCUGCAUUUUGUUGUGCAAAACUUUACGACAUACAGGACCGGCGUGGCUUUCUUAAAUGCAGCUUCAAUGGCAUCUUUGGUAGCGGAUUUUGGUCGCUUGCAUGACCUCCUCCAGCUCGGAGGGGGAAAGGACAAAGUUCGCUCUGUCAAAACCUGGCUAUCGAGGCCAGAAAAUUCUCAGUGGCUUCUAGUCUUUGAUAAUGCUGACGAUUUAAACGUGGUGCCGAUUCACAGAUAUUUUCCUGCUGUGAAUUGGGGUCACAUCAUUAUAACCAGUCGCGACCAAGCUGUCAUUGGGAGCUUAGCGGAGGAAGGCCAUGUAUUGGAUCCCCUGACGACCGAUGAUGCAACGCAAUUACUGCUCGAGAGGUCCGGGAUUCGUUACCCUAGCCAGAUUGAAAAAGAAGAAGCAAGCAAAAUUGCGAGUCUUCUUGGAUCACUUCCUCUUGCUCUGGUACAAGCGGGGGCAUUUGUGCGCUCAAGACAGAAAACUCUUCAGGACUAUCGCAAGCUUUUCAUGAAUCGACGUAAUGACCUACUUCGGUUCUCACCACUUCUUGGAGGCACAGACCGUACCAUAUUCACGGCAUGGGAAAUUAACUUCAAGCAAUUGGAGCAAGAUUCAUCCGAUGCAAGGAAUCUUCUUCUCCUUUUUUCAUUCCUGGAGCCGUCAUGCAUCCCUGAGUCAGUCUUGCAUCGAGGUUCAAGUCCCCAACGGCGAUGGGGCGACAACGGCGAAGUGGUAGAAAUCCGUCCAGAAGGUGAAGGCGUCGACAUCUGUUUGUCCAAUAUCAUACAAGGUGACCUUGAAUUCGACAUGGCCAUUGAAAAGCUUCUUUCGUUUUCGCUCAUCUCUUGCAAUAAGGAAUCGGACGGGUUUAGAAAUUUCUCUAUUCAUCCACUGGUUCAGUACUGUGUUGCACAGCGUCUGCCACCCAUCGAAGUGAGCAAGUGGCGAUGGCAAGCGCUUUUAUUGAUUUGCCAUGCGUUUCCAAGGAAUAAAUACAUUGAGCCUCAAAAUGGAGAAAUUGGGAGAUUGAUGAUGUCGCAAUUAAGCCGAGUGCUUUCUGAGUAUGACGCGAUGUGUCUUGAGAAAGGGGAACAAGCUUCGUUUCGUCAUGAGCUGGCGUCAACACUUCUAGCCGCUUCGCGAUUCUCAGACUCGCAAUGGAAGAGCGAAGCUAUCUGCCGUACCAAACAGCUAUUGAAACAGGACAAUGAACCGUACAUUAAUGCUUGGCUUGCAUACAGAGAAAGUGCAGUCAUGCGGAUGUCAGGCAUGCUACAAAACUCGGAAAGCACCUUGCACGGCUUUCUGCAUCACUUUGCCUUGCCCAGUAAAGAAGAUCCACAAAUGACUCCGAGAUACAAUGCGCAACGAGGAGAACUUGUGAUUUCUUUCUCCGAGAAUUUAAUCCGUCAAGGGAGGCUUUCUGAAGCGAAGGCCGAAUUAAUCGAAUGGACACCACUUAGCAAGGAUUGCUCGACUCUUGAGACAAUAAUUUCGAGAGCGCGAGACAUAAUUCUUGGUAAGGUCCUUCGCUUCCAGGGUCGCUUCAGAGAGGCACUUGCUUUGCUUGAUGGCGUCAUUCAAGGCUGUCAUCUUGAUGACUUCUUUGAGGGCACAGGAUGGUAUCGAGUUCUUCUCUCGGAGGUCGCAGACUUAUAUUGUGAAUUGGAUCGACCCAGUGAUGCUGAAAGGUUGCUGCUGCAAGAGCUUACUCCAAUGAUGGAGAAGGGGACCCAAGACAUUGCUACGGGCAGACGACUACGAAUGUCACUUGCAGAAAGCUAUUUGCAGCGGAAGAUGUACGCUGAAGCAGAGUCUCUUCUGGUGGAUCUCCGACAGGCGUUUUUAUCAUCUGGCGCUCCAGAUUACACUGCCAAGGUCAACAUUUUCCGUAUCUGGGUGUCUCUUGCGAGAGCUUUACACGGGCAAUCUCGCUGGCAGGAAGCUCUGUCAAGUUGGAGGCAGGCAUUGUCAGCCUUGGAUAGCAUUAAGCUCAGUGGGGGCUUGAAUGCCGGUCUCGUACGAUGCUCAAUCGCUCAUGCCCUGUUGAUGAUGGGCCAUGAAGAAGAUAGUGCAAGGACUUCUCAAGAGGCAAAAGCAAAUAUGGCGUCAGAAUCUCGAGUUUACUGGAUUCCCUUGUUCAACUCCCGGUGGCACGAUUUCAUCUUGGAAAAAUUGCAGAAACAUUAG